AUGGACCUGCCAGAAGGCCAGGCAGGUGGCUCUGCUGCAGAAAUGUACCUCUGGGAGCAGCCUGAGGAGGCGAGCCUGGGGACGCUGCUCAGCUUAGAGGAGCAAAUACUUAACUCUACGUUCGAAGCUUGUGACCCUCAGAGGACAGGCACUGUGGCUGUGGCCCACGUGCUGGCCUACCUGGAGGCUGUGACCGGCCAGGGCCCCCAGGAUGCACGCCUCCAAACAUUGGCCCAAAGCCUGGACCCCAAUGGAGAGGGCCCUCAAGCCACUGUGGACUUAGACACCUUCCUGGCUGUCAUGCGGGACUGGAUCACUGCCUGUCAGCUGCAUGGGGGAUUAGAGCUGGAAGAAGAGACCGCCUUCGAGGGAGCCCUGACCUCCCAGCAACUGCCAUCUGCACGCCCAGAAGCUGAGGAGCCAGCCAACCUGGAGAGCUUCGGAGGCGAAGACCCCAGACCUGAGCUGCCUGCCACAGCUGACCUGCUGAGCCGCCUGGAGGACCAGGAGCUCAGCAACCGACGUCUGGCUGAAGAGAAUGCCAAACUCCAGCGGAGUGUGGAGACAGCAGAGGAGGGGUCAGCACGCCUCGGGGAGGAGAUCUUGGCGCUGCGCAAGCAGCUUCGAAGUACCCAGCAGGCUCUGCAGUUUGCCAAGGCCAUGGAUGAGGAGCUGGAGGACCUGAAGACUCUGGCUAAGAGCCUGGAGGAACAGAAUCGCAGCCUUCUGGCCCAGGCCCGGCAGAUGGAAAAGGAGCAGCAGCGUUUGGUGGCUGAGAUGAAGACUCUGCAGGAGGAGAACGGGAAGCUGCUGGCCGAACGGGAUAGAGUAAAGAGGAGGAGUGAGGAGCUGGCAAUGGAGAAGAACACUUUGAAGCGGCAGCUGUAUGAGUGUGAACGCCUCAUUUGCCAACGGGACACCAUCCUCUCUGAGCGCACUCGCCAUGCAGAGAGCCUGGCCAAGACCUUGGAGGAGUACAGAACGACAACCCAGGAACUGAGGCUGGAGAUAUCACGCUUGGAACAGCAGCUGAGUCAGACCCAUGAGAGGCCAGAUGAACUUCCUGAAGGAACCCAGGCAAGAAGAGUGAGGUGGACCAAGCUGCUGCCCCCAUCACUGGGCUUGGAGAUUGAGGCCAUUCAGCAGAAACAAGAAGUGGCAGCAGCUGAUCUCUCCAGUCCUCUGUGUGGAGUGUGGCGGUGGGAGGAGGUUACCAAUGAGACCGAUGAGGAAGCUGAGUUUCCACCUGAAGCCCCAGCUGGGGGACAGAAAAACUUCCAGGGAGAGCCAGCACACCCUGGAGAAGGAAGAAAGGAGCCAUCACUGUGGUUGCCCAGAAGAGAGAAAGAGGAGGAAGCAGAGAACCAGGUCACGGCCAAUACUCACAUCACUCUGGGAGACUCUCACACUCGAGACAUCCCAGGAAGCCCUCCUGAGAGCCCUGCCGAGCCCCAACUUCAGCAAGCCCUGGUGCCUGUGAUGGAGCUGGUCCCAAUCAGGAGGAGGCCCUGGGGCCAGCUCUGCCUGCCCCUUCAUCAGCUCAGGGUCACUUGGAACCCACUAAUCCCAGCCCCAGUCGUGGGCCUCCUGCUGCUGCUGCUGCUCUCUGUCCUGCUGCUGGGCCAAUCCCCAACCCCCACCUGGCCCCACCUCCAGCUCUACUACCUCCAGCCCCCGCCAGUGUGA
Cynocephalus volans (Philippine flying lemur) is the source of this 1686-nucleotide messenger RNA. It is a transcript of the gene KASH5, whose product is annotated as KASH domain containing 5. Gene Ontology annotation, biological process: spindle localization; telomere localization; homologous chromosome pairing at meiosis. The record is from RefSeq and is a predicted model, not a curated record. Bases 1 to 1686 code for a protein of 561 amino acids. Gene Ontology annotation, cellular component: nuclear outer membrane; meiotic spindle pole; meiotic nuclear membrane microtubule tethering complex. NCBI's taxonomy places the organism in Eukaryota, Metazoa, Chordata, Mammalia, Dermoptera, Cynocephalidae. The transcript is spliced from 20 exons. Gene Ontology annotation, molecular function: dynein complex binding.